This is a messenger RNA of Drosophila miranda, 2212 nucleotides long. RefSeq names its product midasin-like. The transcript has 3 exons. The coding region runs from base 89 to 2212 and encodes 707 amino acids. NCBI's taxonomy places the organism in Eukaryota, Metazoa, Arthropoda, Insecta, Diptera, Drosophilidae. Gene Ontology annotation, biological process: rRNA processing; ribosomal large subunit assembly. Gene Ontology annotation, cellular component: preribosome, large subunit precursor. The record is from RefSeq and is a predicted model, not a curated record. Gene Ontology annotation, molecular function: ATP binding; ATP hydrolysis activity.
CCGACAGCAAAAUGCUAUUGGGCCAAUAUCGCUGCACAGAUGUGCUGGGGAAUUCGUUUGGCUUCCUGGUGUCCUCACGCAGACUGUCAUGCAUGGCUACUGGCUAUUGCUGGAGGAUCUGGAUGCCGCCACCGCCGCCGACAAUCUGCGUCAGCAGGAUUCGAACGACAGGGCGGACAACACGGAGAAGUACGUGGCGCUGCCCUUUAAGCAGGUCACACUCUCAUCCAGUCCCAACUCGGGCCGCCUGGUCUCGACCCGGGAUCUGGUCAAGCUGUGCCAGCGUUCGAAUGCCCAGUUCUCGGUGACCAGCGCCGAGUGUGCCUACUUUAUGUUCCAGAAUGCCGUCGAUGUAUUCUGUUCGUAUCUGCCGCAUAGUAGGGAGAAGAUCACGCUGAUCACGAGCAUCGGCGCCAAGUUGGGCAUCAUUCGCUCCAGAUGCGAGCAUUUCGCUAAUGAAUACAAACCGGAUGUGGAUUUUGGACUGGAGAUUAUCAAGAUCGGACGUGCCAGUCUCCUGGCCAAGUCCGAGCUGCUGUCCAAUAAUGAGAAUGGGGAGCAGCUCUCAGAGCAAGACCUGAAGCGACAGAAACUAACCGAGCAGACCAGGAGGGUCAUCGGCCAGACCAGCGUCAAGCGUGCCACCUUCUCGUUUACACGUCUCGCCAGCUCCAUCUUGGAACGGAUUGCCGUCUGUGUGAGCCACUCGGAGCCCGUGCUGCUGGUGGGGGAGACAGGUGUGGGCAAGACCUCCUCCGUGCAGUAUCUGGCCGAGCGCACCGAACACAAGCUGGUCGUCGUGAACAUGAACAACCAGUCGGAUGUCUCGGAUCUCGUGGGCGGAUUCAAGCCCGUCGAACUCAACUACGUGCACUUGCUCUGCGAGACCUUCAAUGCCGAGAAGAACAUGCAGUUCCUCCGGAUCUUUGCCACGCAUUACAACAGCGGCCGGCACAGUGUCAUCAUACGCACUAUGAUCAGCCUGUGCCAUCAGGUGUUCAGGAACACGGAUCUAAAGAGCCACCAGAUGGUGCCGCGUUGGCGCACGCUUUGCGAGAAGCUACAGAAGCUGCAGACACAGCUGGACAAGAGCAUUAACAUUUCGAUUGCCUUCAUACCCGGUUCCCUGGUGAACUGCAUCAGCAAAGGCGAAUGGGUGCUGCUGGACGAGAUCAAUUUGGCAUCGGCCGAGACCCUGGAAUGCCUGUCGACCAUCCUAGAGCCAGAGGGAUCGGUUGUGCUGCUGGAGCGGGGCGAUUUCAUGCCCGUCAAGCGGUAUCCGGACUUUCGCAUCUUCGCCUGCAUGAACCCCAACACGGACAUUGGCAAGAAGGAUCUGCCCGUGGGCAUACGCAAUCGAUUUACCGAAUUCUUUGUGGACGAACUGACGACGGACGCGUACCUCAGUCUGCUGGUGAGUGACUAUUUGGCCAACACGGGCAUCCAGCGGAAGUCCGUGCACAGCAUGGUCCAGCUCUACAAGUCACUGCGUCGCCUCUCCGAGCACCAGCUGAACGAUGGCCUGUGCAAUCGUCCCGUCUACUCUUUGCGCACCCUGUGCCGCAGUCUGCGCAUCUGUGCUCGGAAUCUGUGCGGCUCCAUUGAGCGGAAUCUGUACGAGAGCUUCUGCCUGAGUUUUCUCACCCAGCUGGAUCCGGAGUCGCAUCAUGUGGUGCUGCUGCUCAUUCGGAAUGCCCUGCUGAGCAAUGCCAAGGCCGUCCUUAGCAAGCAGCUGCCCAGAUGGGGAGAGAACUAUCUACAGUUCGAGGGCUACUGGAUACAGCUGGGGGGCCUGGAGCAGCAGUCCUGCUCCCACUACAUCCUCACGGAGAGCGUCCAAAAGAAUCUGCAAGAUCUCGCGCGCAUCAUAUCGAUUGGCAAGCUGCCCAUCCUGCUCCAGGGACCCACCAGUGCCGGCAAGACUAGUCUUAUCGACUACGUGGCCCGCCGAAGUGGCAAUCGCUGUCUGCGCAUCAACAACCACGAGCAUACCGACCUUCAGGAGAACAUUGGCACCUAUGCGGCCGAUCUGGAGGGCAAGCUCACUUUCCAGGAGGGUGUCCUCGUGCAGGCCAUGCGUCAGGGUUACUGGAUCAUCUUGGACGAACUGAAUCUGGCCUCCACCGACAUUCUGGAAGCGCUCAAUCGCGUGCUGGACGACAAUCGAGAGCUUUACAUUGCCGAGACGCAGACACUAUACACGGCUACAUAG